GAGCCCUCUACAGGGACGUCAUGCAGGAGAACUAUGAGACGGUGACCUCGCUGGCAGGAAACCCCGUUCCCAAACCUGAGCUGAUCACCCAGCUGGAACGAGGGGAAGAGCUGUGGGUCCCGGAUCUCAAGGCCUCUGAGGAAGGGGAGAUCCCAAGAGGCUCCCAUACGGCAGGUGAAGGUACAGUGAGUGAGAUCAAGGAAGAGAAUCCACAGCAGGAACAUCCUGAGCAACAGGAACUGCAUAGGAUGUUAUCGGGAAGAUCCAAAGAGAAUUUUUCCCAGAGUGCUGAACAGGGAAAAGUCUGGGGGAAUCGGCCCAAGUCAGAGAAGCACAAAGGGAAAGAAGUGGGUAAAGCCAUUAAUUGUAGGAGAGGAUGCAGUAAUCCCAAGGAAACCACAGCCCAACAGAAAAUCCAGACAGAAGAGAGAAAGUACACGUGCACUGAGUGUUGGAAAAGCUUCAGUCGUAGUUCAAACCUCAUUGCCCAUCAGAGAAUCCACACGGGAGAGAGACCCUUUAAAUGUACCGAGUGUGGGAAAAGCUUCAUUCAGAGAGUAAACCUCAUUUCUCAUCAGAGAAUCCACACGGGAGAGAGACCCUAUAAAUGUACCGAGUGUGGGAAGAGCUUCAGUAAGAGAUCACACCUGAAUACACACACAAUAAUCCACACAGGAGAGAGACCCUAUAAAUGUACCGAGUGUGGGAAAAGUUUCGGUCAGAGAUCACAGCUUAAUACGCACAAAAUAAUCCAUGCAGGAGAUGCAUCCAUGAUAACCCACAGCAGAGAAAAACAUUAUACGUGCUUGGACUGUGGGGAAAACUUGAAGUGGAGCUCAGAACUGGUUACACAUCAGAGACUCCACACAGGAGAGAUCCCUUAUAAAUGCUUUGAUUGUGGGAAAUGUUUCAUGCGGAGUUCAACCCUUAUCUUACAUCAGAGAAUCCAUACGAGAGAGACACCCUAUCAGUGCCCCAGCUGCGGGGAGAGAUUCAGAUGGAGUACGCAGCUUGUGAAACAUCAGAUGCUCCACACGGGAGAAAGACCCUAUAAAUGCCCCGACUGUGGGAAAAGCUAUAGUGACAGCUCAUCCCUUAUUUCACAUCAGCGAACCCACACGGGAGAGAAGCCCUAUACCUGUGUGGACUGUGGGAAAAGUUUCAAUCAAAACUCAACCCUGAACAGACACAAGAGGCUCCACACGGGAGAAAAACCCUAUAAAUGCACUGAGUGUGGGAAAAGUUUCAGUCAGCGCUCAAACCUCAGUGUGCAUCAGCGACUCCACACAGGAGAGAAACCCUAUAAAUGCCCCGACUGCGGGAAAAGCUUCAAUCGGAGAUCAAACCUUAGCGUGCACAAGAAACUCCACGCAGGAGAGAAACCUUGAAUGGGGGAGACGCUACAACUGGGGCUGCGAUUUAUAUUAGGCCUCAGCAAAUCCAUACAGGGAAGAUACCUCUUAAACAUCCUGAGCGUGGAAAAUACUUCAAGCAGAGUUAACGGGCUUGUCUACCCUACAGAGCCUUGGCCGGGAUAGCUCGGCUGGCAGGGUCACCUAGUGGAUAAGCAGCGCAAGCCAACAGAGAUCUUCUGCCAGACUAGUUAAAAAGUCUCCUGGAAGGAGGUUAGCUAAAUCCACAGACGCACUAGCUGCAUCUAUACUCAGAGUUUUGCCAGCAUGGCUGGGGGUGUGUGAUUUUCCCCACACACACUCUUAGCUAUGCCGGGAAAACUUUGUAGCCUAGACAAAGCAGUUAUUGGACAACAGGAGAGAGAUUCUACCAGUGCCUGACUAGGGCUGACUACUGUGUUUAAAAAAAAAAAAAAUCUGUUUCCUCGUUCCCGCACACAUUAGGGGCAUUUGGCUCCCAAGUGACCAGCUGCCCAUUGCUGAGGUGAGGAUCCAGCAGCAGCUGGUCAGUGACCCUCUGGCUCUGCCUGGUCUAAGCAAACCCCAGGCAGAGAAGGAGAAGCCCCCAUCAACCCCUGCUCCCUGCUACAGCCCUGGCUGCUGAGCUGAUGGGCCACAGGUGGGGAAGGGAGAGAGAGAAACUCCUCCAGCCGCUCCCUCUGCCUGGCUGAAGUUCCCACCUCUCCCUUCCCCUCCCAGCCGGGAUCCCCCUGCCAUGGAGAUGAGGAGAAGGACACUUGGGCCAGGCCCCACCUUCACUCUAGACCCCUGUCCCUACCCCAUCUUCCACCAGCCCCUGGGCUGGGCUCCCCCACUGACCUGGAGCUGUUCCCUGGGGGGCUGGUAACUCCUCAUCUCCCCAAAUCUACAAGGGUGCUGAGCUCUGGGGGAUCAAAGGUUAAGAGACCAAGGAGGACAGGUUUUGGGAAUAGCUCUGGAGUAUUAAAUAUUGGAGCUGGGAAGCAGGGGGAGCUGAGUGCUGGGGCUAUCGGGCAUUUGGGGAUCAUGGGAUAAGAGGCGGUGGAAGGGAUGGGGUUAGGGAGAUGAUUUCCCCUAUUCACGCCCCUGCUCCUUCUGCAAUGAAAAAUCGACAGGGCCUGCUUUCCUUAGUUCCCCUUGUAGGAUCCCUAGAAAAGCCUAGAGGCCAAGGAAUCCCCUCUCAGUUUCGCCACCCUCGGCCUCUGAGUGUUCUCUUAGAUUAGGAAGUGUGGACGGGGAUAGCUAGCGCAUUUCCUUCUGACCCUGGCCAAACUUCCACCCCGUUUUCUAAUCCCGACCCACACUGAGCUCGUUUAGCAGGGUGAGUGUUAGUCACCGAGUUCCCGCUUCGGGGACACAGUGCCUCAUCCCCAGUUCUUCUUAACUUGCUUCGGGUCGUCCCAAAGGCUUCUUUGUUUUUGAAUAAAACAGACCGACAUAACUGAAUAGUUAUAAAUGGAUUCGGGCAGGGAUAGAAAAAUGGUUUGUGUUAGCCUCUGUGUUACUUGAGACAGAGGGAUUCUCACCUUUCCCCAGGACCACUUCGUUCCCCUCGUCCCAGUUUGACCUUAAGAACGGCCACACUGGGUCAGACCGAUGGACCAGCUAGCCCAGCAGCCUGUCUUCCGACAAUGGCUGACGCCAGAUGCUUCAGAGGGAAUGAACAGAAUGGGGAAAUUAUGGAGUGAUCCAUCCCCAGUCAUCCAGUCCCAGCUCCUGGCCGUCAGAGGCUUAGGGACA
Molecule: messenger RNA, 3131 nt
Organism: Mauremys mutica (yellowpond turtle)
Lineage: Eukaryota; Metazoa; Chordata; Testudines; Geoemydidae
Product: zinc finger protein 501-like
Exons: 3
Coding region: 21-1388 (455 amino acids)
Biological process (GO): regulation of transcription by RNA polymerase II
Molecular function (GO): RNA polymerase II cis-regulatory region sequence-specific DNA binding; DNA-binding transcription factor activity
Source: RefSeq, a predicted model, not a curated record